AUGGGAUUUCUUUUCCAGGGAGCAGAGUCGAUCAUUUCAGAUGACGGAGAGACUAUUUCAAAGAAGCGUGUAAGCAAGUCUUAUAGAAUAAAGACUCUGGAUCAGAAGAUAACAAGGAGUAGGACAAGACGGGAGGCUAAAAUUCUGAAGAAACUUGAGGAACUCGGGAUGCCAGCACCAAGAUUAAUAAAUGUGUGUGAUGACACUAUUGUGAUGGAAAAGAUAGAUGGAGUGGUUCUUAAGAAAAGAAUCGAGGAUUCCGAUGACCCAAGAGCCCUCUUCUUCGAGCUAGGGACCCUUGUCUCCAAGAUCCAUCUUGCAAACAUAGUUCAUGGGGAUCUAACAACAUCGAACUUUAUAUCGGGAGACAAAAUAUAUGCAAUUGACUUUGGACUAUCCUAUGUUUCCCUUAAGGACGAAGACAAGGCUGUUGAUUUGUAUGUUUUUGAAAGGGCAGUCGGAUGUUCACACGAUUCCAAAUUCUUGGAGAACUUUUAUGAAGGUUAUAUGAGGGGGGGAAAUGAGGAUGUGGUGAGGAGGCUGGAGUCUGUUCGUCUUCGGGGUAGAAAAAGAGAGUCCAUGGCCUUUGGAUGA
Messenger RNA from Encephalitozoon intestinalis ATCC 50506, 594 nucleotides. RefSeq names its product O-sialoglycoprotein endopeptidase/protein kinase. The record is from RefSeq and is a predicted model, not a curated record. Bases 1 to 594 code for a protein of 197 amino acids. NCBI's taxonomy places the organism in Eukaryota, Fungi, Microsporidia, Unikaryonidae. Gene Ontology annotation, biological process: protein phosphorylation. The transcript has a single exon. Gene Ontology annotation, molecular function: protein serine/threonine kinase activity; ATP binding. Gene Ontology annotation, cellular component: cytosol.